Molecule: messenger RNA, 1423 nt
Organism: Phoenix dactylifera (date palm)
Lineage: Eukaryota; Viridiplantae; Streptophyta; Magnoliopsida; Arecales; Arecaceae
Source: RefSeq, a predicted model, not a curated record
CCAUAGUUUUGGUAGAGCAGGCUGCUGGUGAGGUUCUUUUCCCCCAAUUUUUUUUUCUCUCCCUUUCUUUAGUUCUUUUUACGAAUUGAUGUGUAGAAAUUCCGACCACAUGAAUCCGAAAUGGGCGAGCAAAAGUGAACGGUUAUCCCUAGCACAGCAGUAACAGCUACAAUUACGCUUCGAGCUCGCCGUCGGAAAAGCAGAGAAUGGGGACUGUCCUCGACUCCCAUUUCUUGGCCCUCACAGCCCUCGUCACAGUUGGAUAUCAGCUAAUAUUCUUCAUCAUCACCGGGCUUCUUAGGUUUGAUAAGGUCACCGACUUUGCCGGUGGCACAAAUUUUGUUAUACUUGGAAUACUAACUCUUGCUUUAAAAGGAACAUGGCAUUUCCGACAGAUUGUGUUGACAUUGCUUGUAGUACUUUGGGGUCUUCGCUUGGGAUUAUUUUUAUUGAUGAGUAGGAUUCUGCAGUGGGGGGAGGAUCGCCGUUUUGAUGAAAUGCGUAGUAAUUUGGGGAAAUUGGCAGUUUUUUGGACAUUCCAGGCUGUCUGGGUGUGGACUGUUAGCUUGCCUCUCACAAUUGUGAAUGCUAGUGACAGAAAUCCAUCUGUCAAACCUCAGGACAUCAUUGGUUGGAUAAUGUGGUCUGUGGGCCUAUCCGUUGAAGCAACUGCUGAUCAGCAGAAAUUGAUUUUCAAGAAUUCUCCUUCUAAUAGGGGGAAAUGGUGCAAUGUAGGACUUUGGAAAUAUUCCCGUCAUCCAAAUUACUUUGGUGAGAUUCUCUUAUGGUGGGGAAUAUUUGCAGCUUCUACUCCCGUUCUAAAAGGUGCAGAAUGGCUGGUAGUUAUUGGACCUGUAUUCCUGACUCUGUUGCUUCUUUUUGUUAGUGGCAUCCCUCUACUUGAGGAAUCGGCAGAUAAGCGUUUUGGCUCUGUAGCAGAGUAUCGUUUCUACAAAAACACAACAAGCCCUCUUGUUCCAUUGCCGCCUUUUGUAUAUGGAAAACUGCCUGCAUGGUUCAAGGUAGCUUUCCUUUUUGAGUUCCCUCUAUACAGUCGAGGUCUUCCAUAUGAAGGUUCGUCAAGCUGAUAGUGCUAAAGUUUUCUUCGGAAAUCAACUGCUGUGAUGGAUACACACUUCUCAUCCUGUCUACACUGUACAAAGUUUUACUAGGAACAGGGUAUCAUUCCCUGUCUUUCAGGUUCUGUUCUUGCAAUUUACUCCAAUUGAUGGGUGGCUGCCGCCGCAUAAGCUGAGGCACUGUAGAAUUCACAUCAAACUGCUGAAUCUUUUUAUUUAUACUGAAUCUUGCUUUAAAAAUGGAUAUGCGGACCAUCUUGUGUUUUAGGUUCUGCAAUUCAAGAGUUAUGCUGCCCCAUGACUUAUAUCUUAAUGAUUGUAUCCACAGGAGAAGGUUUCGACUC